UUCCACUGCCGAGACGAGCACAGAUUUUGACCUCAUUUGAUUCUCAUCGACCCUUGAGUUGAGCUGCUCAUGUGUCUAUGGAAUUUACUCCUACGGUUACGCAUGCCUGUAGAACGGUAAUGAUGGAAGCCGACACCAACAGAAGACUUGUUACCAGUUGGUUGGUUUUGUGGUUUGCUUUGGCGGUCGUUGUACGGCAGAGCAGUGGCCAGGAUGAAAGUAAUCCACUGUUUUGGAAGACCGAAGGCCAUGACGAACUUGUAGCUGCCAUCAGGGCCACCGAGCACAACACUAACCGCGCCGAGGCCGUCAUACUGUUCAUCGGGGACGGUCUCAGCGUUCCUACCCUGACUGCUGCACGGAUCUUCAAGGGGCAGCAGCAAGGAAAGCCUGGAGAGGAGACUAUAUUUUCCUUCGAGCAGUUCCCCCAUUUGGGAUACUCAAAGACAUACAACACGAACUCCCAGGUAUCCGACUCAGCAGGGACUGCCACAGCUUACCUGAGCGGUGUCAAGACCAAGAGACGACUGGUGGGAUUGGACGCUGGGGCCAAUGCUACCAUGUGCCAGCCAACCACGAUGUCCCAUGGAGUCGACUCUAUCUUGAAAUUAGCCAAGGAAGCAGGAAUGGCCGUGGGCGUGGUAACGACGACCAGUGUUACCCACGCAACGCCGGCAGCGGCCUACGCGCACACACCGGAGCGGAACUGGGAGGCGAGUGUGCCGGCUGAAGAACGGCCCGCUGGGUGCACGGACAUAGCCCUCCAACUCAUCGAGUCCGACUUCGAUAUCGAUGUCGUCAUGGGCGGCGGUAGGGGCAUGUUUACACCGAACACCACUCAGGACCCGGAGGUCACCACUCUCUCAGGCAUAAGGACAGACGGGCGCAAUCUGAUCGACGAGUGGAAGGCGAGAUACCGCCAAAAAGGAACGGCCGAAUACGUGUGGAAUCAGGCGGAGUUUGACCGAGUCGACCCGUGGACCACCGACUAUCUCCUCGGACUUUUUGACUUUAACCACAUGCAUUUUGCGGCCGAUAGACCUCAAGAUGUUGCCGGCGAGCCAAGCAUCGCUGAGAUGACCGAAAAGGCGAUUAGAAUUCUCCAGCGAAAGAAUAACAGAUUCUUUCUUUUUGUCGAAGGUGGUCGGAUAGACCACGGCAACCAUCUUAACACAGGCUACGAUGCCUUAACGGACACCAUAGCUCUGGACGAAGCUGUCCACAGGUCACUGGAGCUAACCGGAGACGACACUUUGAUAGUGCAGACUGCCGAUCACGGACACACGCUGUCCAUUGCCGGAUACCCACCCCGAGGCCACAAGAUUUUGGAUAAGAUAUUUUCUGACGAUCGCGGGUUACCAUAUACAACGCUUGGGUAUGCCAACGGACCGUUUAGCUAUUUAGUCAGCAGCUCACUGACUGGAACAGGCGAACGCCCGAAUAUAACAAAUGUUAACACAGCUGGCCCCAAGUACACCCAGCAGUCUCUGGUCUUAUCCUUGUUCGAGUCGCACGGCGGUGAAGACGUAGCGAUCUUCGCCCGUGGCCCCAUGUCUCACCUGUUCCACACGGUGCACGAGCAGCAUUACAUAAUGCACGUGAUGCAGUACGCAGCCUGCAUUGGAGACUACCACAACCGAUGCCACACGGUGGACCCUACGGUGGGCGUGCCGGAAAAAACCCCCACUAGCGCAUGCGCGGUUCCAGGGGGAGUACCGGGGCUCGCUGCAAUUUCAGUUGCAGCAGUUCAGUUUAUAAACCACCUACUGAUAAAUUUUACAAAGUAGAAUAAAGAAUGGUACAGUUUCCACCAUAAACGAACUUUAUUAUCAUAUGGCUUGUUUAUUGAAUCCUCCCUCUUCUUUGGUUAAUCAAUUGUCAACGUGUUGUUCUUUUAUCAUUUUUAGACGCCACAUUUUAAAUAAAAACGUUGCGUCACAGGCAGAACAGAAAACAGACCAAUUGCAAAUGUAAAUUAUUUAUGAAAGUAGUCAUAAAUUAAUAGCUUUUUGUCACUAUUCUCAGUUCUUCAAAAUAAAUUAAAGCCUUUCUACUUUUCUAUUUCGUUGUUGAAUUUUGUAAAAUUGAAAUGCGAAAUGUUUGAC
Acanthaster planci (crown-of-thorns starfish) is the source of this 2105-nucleotide messenger RNA. Its product is annotated as alkaline phosphatase-like. The record is from RefSeq and is a predicted model, not a curated record. Lineage: Eukaryota; Metazoa; Echinodermata; Asteroidea; Valvatida; Acanthasteridae. Gene Ontology annotation, molecular function: alkaline phosphatase activity. Gene Ontology annotation, biological process: dephosphorylation.